Molecule: messenger RNA, 714 nt
Organism: Arctia plantaginis
Lineage: Eukaryota; Metazoa; Arthropoda; Insecta; Lepidoptera; Erebidae
Source: the annotation of a GenBank genome assembly
AUGAAAAAUUAUCCGCCCGUGUAUUUUGUUUUAUGUCCGAACAGGAUUUCAGUUCUUAUAGAAGCAAGUGAAAAUAAGAGCAACAAAAUGAAUUACGGAAAGUUGAGAGUUCUUGGAAUGUUUUCCAAUUCCAUUUCUUUAGCAUUUGGAUAUUUGAAACUGAUAGUUGCUUUCGCCACGGUACUCUUAUACAGCAGUUUGAUUAUGAAAUACAAAGCGGACUUAAACUACAUCAUUGUUCUGAUAUUUACGAUAAUCAUGGAAUCUAUGGCUACUACCGUAUUUGUGACUGGAUAUGAAGGGAAAAAAGUUGUGUACCUAUCUUGGUACAAUUUCACCAGUUAUUUGUUAACCGCUAUGAAACUUGCAAUAGGGUUCAUUUUCGUGUACUUCAGCAAACCUUUGUUGGCGUGCCCAUAUAUUCCUUUACUUUUUGUGGACAUCGUAUUACUCUUUGCCAUGAGGAAGGAACUGAAGGCACAUAAGAAAACAGCCGAAGUGCGAUUUGAAUUCGUAAACCAAUUAGCUGAUCAUGACAACAUUAUCAAAAUCAUGAUCCCAAAUAAAAUGGUUGAAAACGUUGAUGUACAUGGAGUAAAAGCAACGCAUGAUAAGGUGGAAAAGACAGAUCCUGUAAAUUCCGUUGAGAUUGGAACCACUGCUACAGAAUCUUCAGACACGGACAACAUAAUUACUUUGAAGACUGAUAUGUAA